UAUAAUCAAGGACGUUACGUGAAGAACAUGUUACCUAUUUAAUAUUAUCUUUAUUAAAAAUUGAAUGACUGUUCAAAUUUAAAUAUAUUAUUUAAAAUCGAGAAAAAUUAUUGACUAAUUAGAAAGAAAUACUAAAUAACUUGCAAUUAUUUAAGAAUUGGAAUAAAAAAUCAGAAGUUUUUACUCCAGAAGAAAAGUUUCUGAUUCUUUCUUGUAAGGGUGAGCCUGUUUUUUAUAUGGUAACCGAAAUAAGGAAAAAAGGUGCACAUUUCUCUUUGAAAAUGACUUUAAGUCCAAAUAUUGAAGUGAUUUCAACUAAAGAUCCAAAAGAUGUAAAAUACGAUAAAAGCCUUUUAAACCAAGUUUUAAAUUUAAUUUUGAUGAUGAUUGGCUGUAUACUCUUAAAAAUCGACUACAAACCUCGAGUGAAAAAGAGAUUUAAGGAUAUUUUCAGUGACAGGAGUUUAGAAAUGUUGCGAAGCGACCUGGAAAAUUUGUUAUGUUUCGAAAGCAAAUCUUCCGUGACUUGGAUGCUUAUGGAUUUGAUGAAUAGUCAAGCCGCUAGCGAGUUAAAUUGGUCAGAGGAUUUAAAAAACUGCACUGAUACCAAAAAAUUUAUGCUCAAAAGGACUUUAAUCAGUGUCGUGAAUUUCAUGAUUUUUCGAAGAUCGAAGCAGAAAAUUACUGCCAAAAAUAAAACUCGUCGUUCUGUCUCAACUUUGGAGUCUGGAAAUAAUUUAGAAAAUGGUGAAAGUAUUAUUUCUCUAAAUGGAUCCAAGUCAAAAGCAAAAAUUACUUUUCUUUGUGCUUGGUUGCGAAACUUUCAUAACGUUAAAAGAUUUAUUGGAAUCUGUAGGCAUCUUUUUUCUGCAAUUGAUUUCAUGCGCAACGAUAAAGAUUUUAAUUUUGAUAUGGAUUUGUCUCAAGGUCAACUAAACCUUUAUGGAGAUGAUUUUUACGAUUGUACCUCGAACAGUGGCAUUCAUUCUUGUAAAAAGAUUUACUGUCCCAUCUGUUUCGGGUGGCUUUGGAUUCCAUUUUAUUAUCUUAUUUCUAUUUUUAUCUUUCCUCUUGUAAAAAUUCUCGUAAUCAAAUUCACGAAUGGAAUUCGGUUUCUGCCCUGAUUAAAAAAAAAAUGACUUUAAUUUGUGACUUGGAGUCUAAGGUCAAAUGAGAAUUCUAUAGAUUCUAAAAAGCUAAUUUUUCCAAAGAAGGUCUUUAUGUAUCACUUUUUUUUUGGUAGAAGAAAGUGAAAAAAGAAAGAAAGAGUACGUUUUUUCAAAAUAAAAAAAUGGUAAUUUGAUAUCUAAUAGAUGAAGCAAGGAUAAAUGUAGAAUUUUGUUAUCUACAAGCUUUCCAAUUUAAAAAGACAGCUGUACAAACUUGUAAAAUUUGAACAUUUAUUUUGAUGUAAUUUUUACUAAAGAAUCUUAUUUAUAUAGAUACAAUGAAUCAAAGAUAUGUUUGUGUUAAUUUGUUAAAUUAUUAAAUUUGAAAAUAAAAGCUUUUAUUUAUUGAAA
Belonocnema kinseyi is the source of this 1520-nucleotide messenger RNA. RefSeq lists its product as uncharacterized. The transcript has 4 exons. Lineage: Eukaryota; Metazoa; Arthropoda; Insecta; Hymenoptera; Cynipidae. The record is from RefSeq and is a predicted model, not a curated record. The coding region runs from base 237 to 1124 and encodes 295 amino acids.